Molecule: messenger RNA, 6507 nt
Organism: Oreochromis aureus
Lineage: Eukaryota; Metazoa; Chordata; Actinopteri; Cichliformes; Cichlidae
Gene: ppfia1
Product: PTPRF interacting protein alpha 1
Exons: 31
Coding region: 1237-4989 (1250 amino acids)
Biological process (GO): synapse organization
Cellular component (GO): presynaptic active zone
Molecular function (GO): protein binding
Source: RefSeq, a predicted model, not a curated record
CGAGAUAUUGUAACCUGUAAAUGUAAAGAAAUAACGGGUAUUGUUGAUGGAAAAGUCGUGCUUUGUCUCUGUCUUUUCAAUACACGACGAGUGUAAGCUUAUAUCCCUACAGGAACUGAACGUACUGCUACUUCUCCACUUCCUCCUGUUGCCAACCUGGGAAACGCUCUCUUCCCGUAGACUGGCAGGCUAAGUGCAAGCGACACUUAGCCCACCAUUGGCUGUCCCGACUGCCGAAGCUGGCAGGCAGUGGCGACAGGGAAGGACCGGACCAACGGACCUUUUUGGUGGAAAUACUGACAGAACGCCGGGAAAUCGGGCGGAAACAAAGGGAAUAUAUGUUUUUAUAAGCGGUCUGGAUUUCGUAAACAGACUGAAACGCUGCUAACGUUGAAUGUUAGCUGGAAGUUUCCUAUCUGGUGCCGUGAUGUGGUGACGCGACUCCACGGAAUCGACGGGAAGCUAACGUUAGCUGAUGCUAACGCUACUUGAUAAAUGAAUAAUUUUUAACAGAGCUUUUAAGACUCAUUUCAGGAUUUUAGCAUUUUAGAUAGUGUAAGAAACUUUUAUGAUAGAUUUUAUCAUGUUAUGUACUUUUAUAAUAAAUAAUGUUAAUGCUUCAAUGACUGCCUGACGUUUUUAAGCUAAAAUAGAGCAGCAAACAUUAGCUUCCUAGCUGGCUAGUAGCUAACAUUGGCUAGUUGUCGACUUUAAACUGUCUUUAAGCCAAAGAGUCCUGUUUCAAAUUAGCUAAACCGACUACGGCUGCUUAUUUUUUUCACGUCACUUAACUGUAUCAGUUAAUGUUCACUAGUUAUAUAUGAGUCAAACUUUAUAUCUGAGGAUGGUCGUUCGUUUUGAGAUGCAAAAAUGAACGCUUCGUUCCAGAAUCCAGAUAUGCAAUCACCGAAUCACCAGCUUACUUAGUGCUUGUUGGCUAGCGCAGAGUUAGCCAGUCAAACUUGGAAUACUGCCCCCUGCUCACUUUAUGCGAGUUUCGCUUUGAGGCCUUUUCUGAAAUUAUCUUUUUUUUUUUUUUCCACCAAGAGGACCCUUUCACUGCCUUAAUGCAUCCCUGCCUCUGAAUGGAAUUUCUGUUUUGAAUGACUCUGGAUACUUGUAAAGCUUGACAAGGCUCUAAUCCACAGUUGGAGUUAGCUGGACUUGUUGACGUUUACUUCGUCAUAACAUAACCUGGAUUUACGAAGGAACUUGGAGUAAUAAUAUUCUUUGAAGAUGAUGUGCGAGGUGAUGCCCACCAUCAGUGAGGCCGAAGGCCCUGGUGGUGGAAAUGGAGGAGGCCGUCGAGGUUCUGGUUCGCCACUUCAAUCUGACUCAGAGGGUCACUUUGAGUCGUUGAUGGUGUCUAUGCUGGAAGAGCGAGAUCGUCUUCUUGAGACCCUGAGAGAGACUCAGGAGAAUCUGGGCCUGACCCAGAGCAAACUGCAUGAAGUUAGCCAUGAAAGGGACUCACUACAGAGACAGCUGAACACUGCUUUGCCACAGGAAUUUGCUGCACUAACAAAGGAGCUGAACGUGUGCCGAGAGCAGCUUCUGGAAAAGGAGGAGGAAAUUGCAGAACUAAAGGCCGAGAGAAACAACACACGGCUCCUGCUAGAACACUUGGAGUGCCUGGUGUCUCGCCAUGAGCGCAGUCUGAGGAUGACUGUGGUGAAGCGGCAGGCUCAAUCUCCAGCAGGCGUCUCAAGUGAAGUGGAGGUCCUCAAAGCCCUAAAGUCACUUUUUGAACACCAUAAAGCCCUCGACGAAAAGGUUAGGGAGCGACUUCGUGUUGCUUUGGAACGAUGCAGCGCAUUGGAGGAACAGCUCACCUUUUCACACAAAGAACUGGCUUACCUCAGGGAACAGAACAGUCAGAAGAGAGGGUUGGCCGAUGGAACCAGUGAGGUUAACCACAACUCUGAAAACACACCAAGCACUAAUGGCAAGCGGUCAUCAGACGGUUCGUCGAGCCAGGAAGACGAGUCUGCACCUGGAUUCGGUAAGGUUGCCGAGCUCCAGGAGGUAGUGGACCGUCAGAUGGCCGAUUUGGGCCAAAUGAAGGAGCGCAUGGCUGCUAUGGCAUCACGCAUCACUGAGCUGGAGGAGGACCUGGACACAGCCCGAAAGGACCUUAUUAAGUCUGAAGACAUGAACACAAGACUACAGAGAGACCUCAGAGAGUCUAUGGCUCAGAAGGAAGACAUGGAGGAGAGGAUUACCACUCUAGAGAAGCGCUACCUGGCAGCUCAGCGAGAGGCUACCUCUGUCCACGACCUCAACGACAAGCUGGAGAAUGAAGUGGCCAAUAAAGACUCCCUCUACAGACAAACUGAAGAGAGAAACCGGCAACUUCAGGAAAAGCUGGAACUAGCUGAGCAGAAGCUGCAGCAGACCAUCCGGAAAGCAGAGACGCUGCCAGAGGUGGAAGCCGAGUUAGCCCAGAGGGUCGCUGCUCUCACAAAGGCAGAGGAACGCCAUGGCAAUGUUGAAGAGAGACUGAGGCAGCUGGAGGCCCAGCUCGAGGAAAAAAACCAGGAGCUGCUCAGGGCACGGCAACGUGAGAAGAUGAAUGAGGAGCACAACAAGCGUCUGUCUGAGACGGUGGAUAAGCUCCUCUCAGAGUCCAAUGAAAGACUUCAGCUUCACCUCAAAGAGAGGAUGUCUGCCUUGGAGGAUAAGAAUGCCCUGAUUCGAGAACUCGAGCACACCAAAAAAUUAAUUGAGGAGUCCCACCAUGAGAAAGAGCAGCUCUUAAUCCAAAUUGAGACUAUGAGAGCAGAGAAUGAGCAGGGAAGGAGCAGGAGCAACUCGCUACUGCAUGGGCGGUCUCAGCUGGGCAGCACCCCAGAUUUCAGAUAUCCAGUGUCAGCCUCUUCGAUGAUGGACAGUAACUCGGACCAUUAUGGCAGCGCUCUCGUCCUGAGACGGCCUCAGAAGGGACGUGUGGCAGCACUACGGGAUGAACCUUCCAAAGUGCAGACUUUAAAUGAGCAGGAGUGGGAGCGCAUGCAACAGGCUAAUGUGCUGGCAAAUGUGGCACAGGCCUUUGAGAGCGACAUGGACGCCUCAGACCUGGAGGAGGAUCGAGAGACAGUUUUCAGCUCGGUGGACCUGCUGUCCCCUGCUGGCCAGGCUGAUGCACAGACCCUUGCCCUGAUGUUGCAGGAGCAGCUGGAUGCUAUCAACAAUGAAAUCAGAAUGAUCCAAGAGGAGAAGGAGAGCACCGCUAUCCGGGCAGAGGAGAUAGAGUGCCGGGUAGGCAGUGGUGAUAGCCUUGGAGGACAUUUCCGCUCCAUGAGCUCCAUCCCUCCAUCGCUAUAUGCUGGCUCGUCAUUGGGCGGUUCUCCACCCGGCUCUGGCCACUCCACUCCGAGGCGCAUUCCCCGCAGCCCCAACAGAGAACUGGAUCGAAUGGGUGUCAUGACCUUGCCUAGUGACCUGCGCAAGCACCGCAGGAAGUCUGCUCAAGAUGAUAAGGCUACUAUUCAUUGUGAGACGUCACCCCCAACUACUCCACGUUCCAUCCGACUGAAUAGGGAGGUGGGCCACGCCACUAGUCACGAGGACAUCCGAGACAUCCGAGGGCUGAGCAGCCUGCAGGAUGGACAGGGCAGUAACCCAAGCAGUAGCAACAGCAGCCAAGACUCUCUCAACAAAGCAGCCAAGAAGAAAAGUAUCAAGUCUUCCAUUGGACGCCUGUUUGGGAAGAAGGAGAAAGGUCGGCCCAGCAUUCCUGGCAAGGAUCCUGCCAGCCAAGCUGGCACUCCCGAGGCAGAGAGCUCUCCGAAGGAUGGCUUGGGUGUGGGCACCCUUGGUGGUCCUGCAGAGAAAAACAGGAAGCUACAGAAGAAUCCAAAGACUGGGCAUGAAUUACUAGAAGAGGCUCGCAGACAAGGCCUCCCGUUCGCCCAGUGGGACGGACCAACUGUCGUGGUUUGGCUGGAGCUGUGGGUGGGCAUGCCAGCCUGGUACGUGGCUGCAUGCCGUGCCAAUGUGAAGAGUGGAGCCAUCAUGUCAGCACUAUCAGACACAGAGAUCCAACGGGAGAUUGGAAUCAGCAACCCACUGCAUCGUCUGAAGCUUCGUUUGGCCAUCCAGGAAAUCAUGUCUCUCACCAGCCCUUCAGCCCCACCAACCUCCAGAACGACCACAGGAAACGUUUGGGUCACACAUGAAGAAAUGGAAAGUUUGGCAGCCACGCCUCCCACGGAGGAUGACGAGGGUAGCUGGGCCCAGACUUUGGCGUACGGAGACAUGAACCACGAGUGGAUCGGAAACGAGUGGCUACCCAGCCUGGGUUUGCCACAGUACCGCUCCUACUUCAUGGAGUCACUGGUGGAUGCCCGCAUGCUUGACCAUCUAACCAAGAAGGAUCUUAGGGGACAGCUCAAGAUGGUGGACAGCUUCCACAGGAACAGCUUUCAGUGUGGUGUGAUGUGUCUGCGGAGGCUCAACUAUGACAGAAAGGAGCUGGAGAGGAGGAGGGAGGAGUCCAUGCUGGAGUUUAAAGAUGUGCUGGUGUGGAGUAAUGAGCGUGUCAUCAGUUGGGUUCAGGCCAUUGGUCUCAAAGAGUACAGCAGCAACCUUUAUGAGAGUGGCGUCCAUGGAGCACUGCUCGCCUUGGAUGAUACCUUUGAUCACAACGCCCUGGCCCUGCUGCUGCAGAUCCCCACGCAGAACACACAGGCCCGGGCGACUCUUGAGCGCGAAUACAACAGUCUGCUGGCGAUGGGCACAGACAGGAGAAUGGAAGAGGAUGAUGAUAAGAACUUCCGCCGUGCUCCCUCAUGGAGAAAGAAGUUCAGGCCCAAAGACAUGAGGGGGAUGUCCUUGGGUGCAUCAGAUACCCUGCCUGCCAACUUCCGAGUUACCAGCAGUAGUGCGGCAUCUCCCUCGAUUCAGCCAAAGAGGAGCCCGAUGGAUGGUAACCGCUGGUCAGAGGAUGAAGGGGAAUUCCCUGCAUUCAAGACCAGGAUGAUGAACUGAAAUAACUUGCAAGGACCCUACAAAGAUAUUUUGCUUCUUGCUGACAUCACAGAGAAAGACUUUACUCACUAAUCUCAGUAUCCCUAGAAGAGCUUUUCUAGAUUUAUCUACAUUUGUUAUUAUAUAUUUAUGUAAACCAAUGGGACUGUUGAUUUUAGAAUUUCUAUGUAACCCCUUUUUGCCUCUCUCCCCUUAAUCACCCCCCCAUUUUUUUUUUUUUUUUUUUAAUAAAAGCAACAUUUCUCCACUGUGCCCGCAUUAAGCUCAACUCUCAGAUGUAUGUGACUGAAUAUUUCAACAGUCUGGAGUUUGUAUAUUUCUACCAACAGACAUUUCAUCUAAUCUUUUUUAUAAUUCUGAUUCAAUUGAACAGAUGUAUGUUUUUUGUCUCUCAUAUUUGAUUUGAAUUCUAAUCAAUGAAUUAAUUCUUAAGUGACUUGGAUACGUGAUAUAACUUAAUUCAUAUCUUUGCCCUUUUUAACUGUUGUAAUAUUAGUAGCUUAUUACUUGUGAUUUUGUGUAAAUGCAGCUCUUAGGUCGGUGGGUGUGUGAAUAUCAGAGAAAUUGCUGGAGUCGUCAAACCGUUUCACAAACUGCUCAACACUGUGAGUCCUCCAUCACCAUUAAAAUAACUGCUGGCAAGCCCAGGCGAUGGUGACAACACAUAUCAUGUGAAACGCACUAUAUUUCUCUCUUGUCUGUUUAUUUUCCAUACCUGUGAUACCAAAAUGAAACUCUUAAAGAAUUAAAGCCAUAUAAUUGUAGCAAGAAAAAAACUACGGAGGGCUACAUUUGGAUGCAAGUAAAAAAAAAAAAAACAGAUUUCCAGGUUCUCUGCAGUUUACCUUGCAUGCAGAAUCCACUCCACUUAUAUGCACGCUUGCCACCCAAUUUAUCCCUUUAACAAAACCUUCCUCACCUCUGGAGAAAUGCUCACUCGUGCAGAAGAACUUUAAACAAAUGUGUGGAUGACUCCAAAGUGUGGAAACUCCUUCAACGGACCAACUUCACUGAGGCCUCAAUCGAUCCCCACUGUCACCAGAAACCCCUGAUGGUGGUGCAGUCCACCAGCAACCCUUUUUUAAAAACACUCUGUACAAAGAUUUUAUAUCAAGCCUUACUGUUUAACUCCUCCCUGUCGUCUCUUCUUAUUUAUUAUUACUCAUUCGUGUUUUGUGUCGUCAGUAAUGCUUCCAGAGCUACGUCUGAAUGUUGCAGUGCUACUUAUGUUUUUCCCGUCUACACUCACAACACGGGUUCCAGCAUAAGCCUUUGUGGCAAAUGAGUCGGAACCGGAGACUUUUCUUUUCACUCUACAUGUAGUUGAAGCUGACAUUAGAAAUGUUUUUUGUUUGUGAUUUAGCCAUUUAUGCACAAUGCAAAUCAUGUUGCUGUUUUUAUUCCUGCUCUUCCUGAUGAAUCUUCUGAUCUUGUAACAAUGAUGUACAGUCUGAGUACUUAUAAACUAUUUUUAUCACAGUAUUAUUUAUUGCUUACUUUCAAUAAAAUACUGAAACC